Messenger RNA from Stomoxys calcitrans (stable fly), 635 nucleotides. RefSeq lists its product as uncharacterized. NCBI's taxonomy places the organism in Eukaryota, Metazoa, Arthropoda, Insecta, Diptera, Muscidae. The record is from RefSeq and is a predicted model, not a curated record. The transcript is spliced from 2 exons. The coding region runs from base 77 to 490 and encodes 137 amino acids.
AAGCGAAACACAAAACAGUUGCAAUUAUUUUUUCAAACCUAAAGCUUGUGGAGCUUGAGUACUCAAAUCUUUUAAAAUGAAAAUUAUUCUAGCAAUUUUGUGCUUGGCCCUGGCGGCCCAGGCUGCAGUUGAAAGAGACUCCUAUCAAGUCAUGAAAGAAAUGGCGGCCAAUUUAAAGCCCAUGAUUCAGGCGGUUCUCAAGGAUAUGCCUACCACAGCACCCUAUCGCAAAAUCAAACAAGAUUGGCAAAAUGUCCUUAGCAUCUAUGAUGAGCACAAAGAUGGUGAAAAAUGUAUAGACAAAGUAAAUCGCAUUAUACAGGCCUUUGGAAAUACCAUAAGAAAUUAUCUGAAGCGUAACACCAAUGAAGUGGAAAAGGAAAUGCUGAGGCUGUUCAAUCAACACGGUUUUGAAGUUUUCACCGACAAAUAUGGACAAAUGUUGCAAUCGGCUAAAAAUCCUGAAUAUGAACUCAACGAUAGGUGUUAAAUGAAUAGCAGACAAGUAUUUUGAAUAACAAGUUUUGCUCUAAAUUUAUUCAGAGCGCAGACCGCAGACUUUAUAAUAUAAUGAAAAGGCAAUGAUGAGAAAUUUUAACAAAAAUACAGUCUAAAACUACAAUUUUCAAUAACAA